Messenger RNA from Micromonas pusilla CCMP1545, 1938 nucleotides. RefSeq lists its product as uncharacterized. Lineage: Eukaryota; Viridiplantae; Chlorophyta; Mamiellophyceae; Mamiellales; Mamiellaceae. The record is from RefSeq and is a predicted model, not a curated record. The transcript has a single exon. The coding region runs from base 1 to 1938 and encodes 645 amino acids.
AUGACGCGCGGCCGCGCGCGCGACGCCGCCGCCGCCGCCGCCGCCGCCGCGCGCGUCGCCGUCCUCCUCCUCCUCCUCCUCCUCGCGCGCGCCGCGUCCGCGCAGUCGCCGCCGCCGCGGUCGCGGUCGCCCGCGUUCGGCUCGUGCGUCGACGCGUGCGGAAGCUGCUGGUACGAGCGCGACGACCCCUCGAGGGUGUCGUGCUGCUGCGAACCGACGUGCGCGGACGCGGGCGACUGCUGCGACGAUUACGCGGAGGCGUGCGAGGCGAACGGCGACGACGAGAGAGGCGGCGACGGCGAGAGAGGCGUCGCCGGCGUCGUCGCGGAAGCGAACGGCGACGCGGCGUUAUUCUUCGCGCCCGCGCCGGGCCCGGGCGCGAGUGCGCUCUUCGCCGCGCCGAUCGCCGUGGACGUGGAAGACGACGCCGACGACGACGCGCCCGUCCGCGCGCCGGAUCCGCCGACGGCGGCGCCCGCGCCGUCGCCGUCGUCCGUCGCGUACUUCGUCGCGCCCGCGGAGGAGGAGGAGGAGGAGGAGGAGACGGAGACGGACGCGACCGCCGCGCCGCCGCCGACGCCGCGCGUCGUCCCGACGAUUCCGGAAGAACCGUCGCCGUCGCCUCCGUCGCCGUCGCCUCCGUCGCCGUCGCCUCCGUCGCCGUCGCCUCCGCCUCCGUCGCCGUCGCCGCCUCCGAUCGCACCGCCGCCGCCUGUCGUCGAAGAGGGCGUCGUCGCGGACGUCGUCGAGGAAGACGACGGAUACCAAAACCAAAACCAAAACGACUACGACGACGACGACGACGACGACGACGACGAAGACGACGCGGUGUUAGUCGACGUCAGCGGCGGCGCCGGGGGGGUGUUGCCCACCGCGAAGUUCUGGGAAGCGGUCGCGGACAGGCUCGGUCUCGAUCUCCGCGGGAAUCCCGCGAAAGAGGAGGAGAGCGAACUCGAGCAGGAGGAAGAAGAAGACGAAGAAGAGAAGACGAAAGACGACGCGCCGCGCGUCGGCGGCGGCGGGCCUCCGAAGGCGUCGACCGGCCGAAGAGACGACGACGACGACGACGCGAAUCCAAUCUCCACCGCGGGCGAGAACGCGUUCUGCCUGGACAAGUCCGAGGAGAGGUACUACGCCGAUACUACGCGCGCGUGCGACUGCGACUGCGCCGGGUGCGACUGCCGCCGAUACUACGCGUGCUGGGACUGCGACGGCGGCGCGUGCGCGUCUCAGGCGUCGUACGAGUGCGCGCGCGGCGACUACUCCACCUUCAACGAGAAGCUGCAGCUGUGCGCGUGGGAGCAGCCGAGGCCGCUGCCGUUCUCGUGCCCGCCGCGGCCGCCGGGCCCGCCGAACCCGCCGAACCCGCCGCGGCCGCCGCCGAGGCCCGCGGCGCCGCCGCCGCUGCCGGGCUUUCCCGCCGCGCCGCCGAACCCGCCGGCGCUCGCGCCGCUGCCCACGCCCCUUCCGCAGCCGACGCUCCAGCCGGGCGUGGUGCCGGGCGGCGGCGUAGGCGGCUUCCCGGGAGGCGGGGUCGCGCAGCCGGGUCUGGGAGGCGGCGUCGUGGGCGGCGUCCCGGGCGCGGGCGCGGGCGUGGGUCAACCGGGCGCGGGCGUGGGUCAACCGUCUCAGUUUCAACCCGGGUUCGGCGCGCAGCCCGGGUUCGGCGCUCAACCCGGGUUCGGCGCUCAACCCGGCGGCGCCGUCUCCCCCGUGCAAACGCAACCCGGGAGCUGCGCGUCCAUACCGCAGUGCAACUCGUGCUUGCAAUCCUCGGAUCAGAGCUCGUUCGUGUGCUGCUGCGACCCGGACUGCUCGACGUGGAACGCGAACGCGCCGGGGCAGCCCGCGGGGUUCUUGGGGUGCUGCUCCGAUUACGCCGCGACGUGCGGCGCCGGGCAGGCGAUACCGGGAAGGCAGCAGCGCGGGCUGCUGUGA